AUGGCCGAGGAGCUCUGGAGGCAUUCCGACCCCGCGUCGACGGCGAUGUGGCGGUUCAUCCAGAAUGUCAAUGUGAAGCACAAUCUGAACAUUUCAGAUUACAAGGGGCUUUAUAGGUGGUCAAUCGAUAACGUGGCACUCUUUUGGGAAGAAUGCUGGAAUUUUGUUGGCAUUAAGGGCGAGGUUGACGGUAAACUCAAAGCUUUCCCAGAGGAUGCUCCUAUGUUUCCUCGCCCCGAUUUCUUCUCAAAUUCUCGCCUCAACUUUGCUGAGAACCUGCUAUUCCCGCCCCUGGAAACGCCUCUGGACCCUUCUUCUCCGGCCACCAUCACUCUCACAGAGCUUCCUGGCUCUCUCCGUGAGACAAGCUGGUCAGAGCUUCGGGAGGCUGUGCGCCGUUGCGCCAACGCACUGCGCCAAUCACCCGUGAACCUGAAGGCUGGUGACAUCGUUGCGGGAUAUGUCUCCAACCAUGUGGAAGCUCUGGUUGCCAUGCUCGCCGCGGCGUCGGUUGGAGCUAUCUGGACAGGAAUAAGUCCCGAUAAUGGUGUUUCUGCCGUCUUGGAUAGAUUAGGGCAAAUUGGACCAAAGGUGCUUUUCGCUGAUAACGGAACUGUCUACAAUGGCAAGGAGUGGGCGAGUACGUCCAAGACCCUCGAGAUCGUGAAGGAGCUUCAACAAAACGCCAAGACCUUAAAAUCUGUCGUCGUCAUUAACAACAUCAAUGCUGACCUUGGCCUUGAGGGUCUCUCGGCGCUCGGUGUUGUUUCCGUUGACUACGAUUCGUUUCUUGCGUCUUCGCCUGCCGACAAACCACUUACGUUCGAGCAACUACCUCCCUCUCACCCCCUUUACAUCCUCUACUCGAGCGGCACAACGGGUCUACCCAAGGCCAUCGUGCACACAGCGCUGGGAACCUUGAUCCAGCACAAAAAGGAGCACAUUCUUCACUGUUCACUCACGCAGACUUCCCGCAUGCUGUACUACACCACAACGUCAUGGAUGAUGUGGCACUGGAGUAUCGGCGCAUUGGCCGCGGGCACCACCCUCGUCCUCUACUCUGGCUCUCCCUUCCGGCCGCAUUCUCACAUGUCGCUGCUCCGCAUCCUUUCCGAACUCAAGGUCACCCACUUUGGUACUUCUGCUGCGUACCUCACGGCACUGGAAGCGAACAAUGUAUUGCCCCUUAAAGAGCCUGGCAUCGACCUCUCCAGCCUGGAAGCAAUCUACUCCACAGCUUCCCCUCUGCCCCCUUCGACCUUCAAGUUUGUCUACGAGGCGUUUCCCAAGAACAUCAACCUAGGAUCUAUUACAGGCGGCACAGACAUCAUUUCUCUCUUCGGCGCCCCCUGCCCACUCCUCCCCGUCCGCGUCGGGGAGAUCCAAUGCGCCGGGCUGGGCAUGGCCAUCCGUGUGGUGGACUCGAUCACAGGGGAGGAGGUCCCAGCCGGAGAAGCUGGAGAUCUGGUCUGCGUACGGCCAUUCCCAUGCCAGCCGCUGACGUUCUUCGGACCCAACGGCGACGCCAAGUAUAGGGCGGCCUACUUUGAGCGGUUCCAGGACAUCUGCGGCGCAAGGGGCCCCGUGUGGCACCACGGCGACUUCGUCAAGAUCCCCGACCCGGACACGGGCAGCCUGCUCAUGCUGGGCAGGUCGGACGGGGUGCUGAAGCCGUCCGGCGUCCGCUUCGGGUCUGCGGAGAUCUACAAUAUCCUGACCAGGUUCUUCGCCGCCGAGGUCGAGGAGGCAGUCUGCGUGGGUCGUCGCAGAUCGACCGACACGGACGAGACGGUUUGUUUGUUUUUAGUGAUGACCGCGGGGACUGCCUUUUCCGAGAAGAUCAAGGUGGACAUCAGGGCCAAGAUCAAGACGGAGCUGAGCCCCCGCCACGUGCCCGGCGUUGUGGAAGAGUGCGGGAGUGGAAUCCCAAAGACUGGGAAUGGAAAGAAGAUUGAAGUUGCCGUUAAGCAGAUAAUAUCGGGCCUGGAUGUCAAGACCAAUGCCAGCGUUGCCAACCCCGAGGCCUUGGAAUGGUUCAAAGACUGGGCGGGGAAACAAUGA
Molecule: messenger RNA, 2061 nt
Organism: Clonostachys byssicola
Lineage: Eukaryota; Fungi; Ascomycota; Sordariomycetes; Hypocreales; Bionectriaceae
Source: the annotation of a GenBank genome assembly